AUGCGUGUUUCAUCUUCCUCCUACGCCCACGACGUCUUUUUCUCUGCCGACGACCACCGUCGUUUCCUCCUUCCUCCUAGUCUUCUUUGUCGCUUCCCUUCAUUGUUUCUGGACAAAGGAGUUGGGGGUGGGAAUUUUCAAGUCCACUGCAAGCUCUGUGACAAAUUCUUUCAUGGAUCUUACACUAGAGUCAGAGCUCAUCUAUUGAAGAUUCCAAGACAGGGUAUUGGAUUUUGUAAGAAGCUAACACAAGCUAAGCUUAUUGAUAUGCUGAAAUUAGACAAUGAGGCUACAAUUAUGAUUGAGAAGUCAAAAACCGAAACAACACCUUUGCCCCCGCUUUCUAGUGAGAGUCCUACUGCUGAUCAUAAAAAGAGGAAGACAUGUGGAGCUCUUGAAAAUGCAUUCAAUAUGCAAGGUAGAGAGACACUUGAUUAUGAAAUUGCUAGAAUGUUUUAUUCUUUCGGAUUGUCAUUUCAUUUUGCAAUAAAUCCUCAUUUCAAAAAGGCAUUUGCUUAUGCAUGCAAUAAUUUCAUAAGUGGAUAUCAACCUCCUGGUUAUAGCAAGUUGAGAACAACCUUGCUAGAAAAUGAAAGAAGACAUGUGGAGAAGCUAUUGGAGCCAAUUAGGACUUCAUUGAGCCAAAAAGGGGUGACUAUUGUUAGUGAUGGAUGGAGUGAUCCACAAAGGAGACCCCUUAUCAAUUUUAUGAUUGUCACGGAGAGUGUGCCUAUGUUCCUAAAAGUUGUAGAUUGUUCAGAUGAGGUAAAAGAUAAAUAUUUCAUUGCCAAAAAGAUAAGAGAGGUUAUAAUAGAAGUUAGACCCUCAAAUGUGGUGCAAGUUGUGACUAAUAAUGCGCAUGUGUGUAGGGCAGCAAGUUUAAUUAUUGAAUCUGAAUUUCCUUCUAUUUAUUGGACUCCUUGUGUUGUGCACACCCUUAACCUUGCUUUGAAGAAUAUAUGUGCAGCUAAGAAUACAGAGAGAAAUAAUACUGUCUACGAAGAAUGUUCUUGGAUCACAAAAAUUGCUAAAGAUGCUAUGCUUAUCAAGAACUUCAUCAUGUGCCACUCUAUGAGAUUAUCAAUCUUCCAUUCAUUCAAUUCCUUGAAGUUGCUUUCCAUUUCUCCAACGAGAUUUGCCUCCACAAUAGUGAUGCUCAAGCGGUUUAGGGAAUUAAAGAAAAGGGCUUCAAGAGAUGGCCAUUAG
Messenger RNA from Lotus japonicus, 1206 nucleotides. RefSeq lists its product as uncharacterized. The record is from RefSeq and is a predicted model, not a curated record. NCBI's taxonomy places the organism in Eukaryota, Viridiplantae, Streptophyta, Magnoliopsida, Fabales, Fabaceae. The transcript has 2 exons. The coding region runs from base 1 to 1206 and encodes 401 amino acids.